AUGACAAAUAGUGAAAUGUCAGGUUCUUCACCAUUUAAGAUGCGAUUAGUUCAUCUGGACCUUAAAGGAGCUCCACCAAAGGUCUCCUACCUCUCUGAGGUCUUUCCUCUGUUCCACGCCCUGGGCGCCAAUGGGCUGCUCCUCGAGUAUGAAGACAUGUUUCCCUACGAGGGCCACCUGAGGCUGCUGAGGGCCAAGCACGCAUACAGCCCCCCUGAAAUCAAAGAGAUCCUGCAUCUGGCUGCACUGAAUGAGCUAGAGGUCAUUCCAUUGGUACAGACAUUUGGACACAUGGAGUUUGUGCUGAAGCACGAGGCUCUCGCUCACCUCCGAGAAGUGGCGCUCUUCCCUAACACCCUGAACCCCCAUGAGGCGGAGUCCCUGGCUCUGGUGGGAGCCAUGAUCAGCCAGGUCAUGGAGCUGCACCCGGGCGCCCGGUGGCUCCACGUCGGCUGCGACGAGGUCUAUUAUCUUGGAGAGGGUGAGGCCUCGAGACGGUGGCUGCGACAGGAGCAUAACACCAAAGCAAGACUGUGUCUGUCCCACAUGAAGGCGGUGGCCUGCCACGUGCUGGCCCGGCACCCCGCCACGACGCCACUGGUGUGGGACGACAUGCUGCGGGCCAUCCCCGAGGACCAGCUCUCAGCAUCAGGGGUGCCACAGCUGGUGGAGCCCGUGCUCUGGGACUACGGGGCCGACCUGGACAUCCACGGCAAAGCUCUCCUCAUGGAAAAGUACCGCAGGUGCGGUUUUCUCCGGCUGUGGGCCGCCAGUGCCUUCAAGGGGGCCACAGGGGCGAGCCAGGCCCUGACCCCUAUCGAGCACCACCUCAGAAACAAUGUGCAGUGGCUGCAGGUGGCGGCCAGCGGGCCCGCAGACAUGCUGCAGGGCAUCGUCCUGACCGGCUGGCAGAGGUACGAUCACUUCUCCGUGCUGUGCGAGUUGCUGCCCGUGGGAAUCCCAUCCCUGGCCGUCUGUCUGCAGUCGCUCCUACACGGAGGCUUUACCGAAGACGUUAAAGCAAGAGUGGAGAACUUUCUUGGGAUCUCAAGCCUAGAAAUAACUGAUCUUAUGAGCGAGGGGGCCGGCUCCUUCCCCGGCAGCGACAUCCUGGCCCUCGUCACGCACGUCGGCCUCCACCUGCGCAGCUCUGUGGACACGCUCCUGGAGAGGGACAGGUACGUGACCGGCUGGUUCAGCCCCUAUCACCGCGGGCGGAAGCUCAUCCACCCGGUCAUGGUCCAGCACAUCCAGCCCCAGGCGCUCAGCCUCCUGGCCAGGUGGAGCACCUUGGUGCAGGAGCUGGAGGCCGCCCUGCAUCGUGUCUUCUACCCGGACGCCGUGGAGGAGUGGCUGGAGGAGAACGCGCGGCCCAGCUUGCAGCGGCUGCAGGCUUUGGUGCAGGACCUCAGGGAGGCGGCCGGCGCCGGCCCCAGCCCCAGCCCACACUCGGGUCAGGACCCCUGA
Molecule: messenger RNA, 1467 nt
Organism: Puma concolor (puma)
Lineage: Eukaryota; Metazoa; Chordata; Mammalia; Carnivora; Felidae
Source: RefSeq, a predicted model, not a curated record